Brassica oleracea var. oleracea is the source of this 466-nucleotide messenger RNA. RefSeq names its product defensin-like protein 182. NCBI's taxonomy places the organism in Eukaryota, Viridiplantae, Streptophyta, Magnoliopsida, Brassicales, Brassicaceae. Bases 45 to 407 code for a protein of 120 amino acids. The record is from RefSeq and is a predicted model, not a curated record. The transcript has 2 exons.
ACCCAGAGAAAGAGGUUUAGAAGAAAACUAGAAAACGUGAAAAAAUGCAGAGGACAACUUCUCUUGUAUUCCUUGUUAACUUCCUAAUCAUAUUUACCUCAGUUGUAAAUCAGAGUAGAGCAGCAACAUGCGUUAAGACUGAAGGCCCUUGUGAGAACUGUGACCAGAAAUGCCUGGCCAAAUUCGGACCAUCAGUUAACACCCAAUGUGGGAAUUCGCAGUGCUUAUGCAUCUACGAGUGCCCACCUUCACCGCCUAAAGUAUGCAACGGUGGGGCAGGUCUCUGUUCUCAGAAUUGUCCUGAAAAAUGCUGUGAUACGAAUUGUGCAACAAAGUUUAAUGGUGGACAUGGAUCUUGUGCCACGCUUGGUAAUAUUAAUUUGUGCCAAUGCGAGUACCCUUGUUAGAAUCGGUUGAUAAAUUUUUAAACCAGAUGGUUUUCUUUGAUUAUUGUAACCAUAAUAAU